Messenger RNA from Sphaerodactylus townsendi, 2193 nucleotides. RefSeq names its product pyroglutamyl-peptidase I like (gene PGPEP1L). The record is from RefSeq and is a predicted model, not a curated record. Gene Ontology annotation, cellular component: cytosol. Bases 112 to 768 code for a protein of 218 amino acids. Gene Ontology annotation, molecular function: pyroglutamyl-peptidase activity. Gene Ontology annotation, biological process: proteolysis. The transcript is spliced from 6 exons. Lineage: Eukaryota; Metazoa; Chordata; Lepidosauria; Squamata; Sphaerodactylidae.
AAGGAUAUGACAGAGACUUUCUUGAUCAAGCAUGCUGUCAUAGAAGAGUGAAUUGAUGGUCGGGCCCGGAAAAGAAAAACUGCCACAUUUCACAUUCAGGAUCCAAGUUAAAUGGAUGUCAGUUCGAAGACGGUGGUUGUUACUGGAUUUGGGCCCUUCCGACAACAUCUUGUUAACUCUAGUUGGGCAGCAGUGAAGGAGCUAUCCAAAAUUGGCCUCGGCAGUGAAGUAGACCUACACAUCGCAGAACUACCACCAGCUUACCAAAAAGCAAAAGAGCUUGUCUGCAAAAUAUGGGCAACACGUCAGCCCCAUUUCAUGAUUCACAUUGGCCUAGCUUCACCCUGCAAAGCCACCGUGAUUGUGGAGCAGUGCGGAAAGAACAGAGGCUAUAGAGAAAGAGACGUAUGUGGGUUUCUCCCAGAAGAUGGGUGUUGCGUCUCAGAAGGCCCAGAAAGAAUUGAGUCGACAAUUGAUAUGAAAAGUGUAUGGAAAAACCUUUUGGCAGAAGGGAUCGACACUAUUUUUUCCAGAGAUGCAGGAAGGUAUAUCUGUGAUUAUACCUAUUACGCUUCUCUUUAUUAUGGUAACGGAAAAGCAGCAUUUAUCCAUGUGCCACCGCUAUCCAAGUGGGUAACAGCAGAAUUUCUAGGAAGAGCAUUGCAGACUGUUAUCUUACAAAUGCUGAAGCAAUGCAGAAAAACAGAGAAUGAUCCAGAAGAGAACCAUCUGAGGACGGACAAGAAAACCCCUGGAAGGAAUGUUUAAUAUUCUGAAUGUUUUCAAGUAUCCACCUGAUAGUGAAUAAAAGCACCACACUAGACACAAAUGCAUACAGAAUCCUUUUUACUUAACUUAAUAAUGUAGUACUGUAACUACUAGAAAAAAGCCGAGUAAGAGAAACUAAGGGAGCUUUUUAGCUUCAGCCAUUCAAAAUAGACAAAGGUUCUUUUUUCAUAAUGUAAAGAAUCCAGAGUAUAUCGCAACAGGAAUAAAUUCUUACAACAGAAUAUACAAAAACAUUUUGAAUUUUUUUUUUCAUCUACUGAUUCAUUUUAAUAUAAACACAGGAAUUUCUUUAGGAAUAAUUUAUACACAGCAAGUCUUUAUGUAAUAAAUUGGCCAUGUUAUUACCAUUUUAUUUUUUAAUUUUUCUUAAAAAAACUUUAUAUUUUAAACAAGGUAACUUGGAAAAUGUUGUGUUUGCAAAUGCAUUCAGUUCCAUAGCACUUUCUAGUUUGAUUUUUUUGUUUGUUUUUACAUUUUUUCUUUUUUUUCUUUUCUUUUCUCUUUUUUUUGUCCCAGAGGUAGAAGAUCUCUGGCCAGUCCUUUCUUCUCAAACCUCACUGGUUUAGAAAACAGAAAAAAAAAGUUUCUGAAAAAGGCAACAAAAACUAUCCAGAAUCCUUCAGGUAAGAAGAAGGGGAAGGAACAUGUUAUUUUUGGAGAAAGGAAAUAGGAUAUUCGGUAUUCUUGUUUAAAUAAUUAUAAUAAAUAGGGGAUCUGUGAUGGUCAUUUAAACAAAGCUUCAAUGUUGCUAAAUAAUCUACAUAAAUUGUAUAGGCUGCAUACAAAACCACUUCUGUUUAUUUAAAAAAAGUGAUGAGGAACCUGUAAACAGUUUUCUUUCAUUCAGUGAAAACUAUCAAAAGUUGUCUUUCACCAUGCCAUCUACAUACAAUGCAGUCAAAUCCUUCAAUCGACCUAAGCAACAACGAUAAAGCGUAUACUUAAAUAAUGCAAGCAUUGUUCCAACCCCAAGCACACUUACUCAGAAGCAAAUUACUUGAAUUUCAGUGGGAUUCACUUCCAAAGAAUUGUGUUUAGGACUGUAGCUAAGAACUGCUUAGCAGCAAUACUUAUUCUGUUUCCUUAACCAAUGAGGUUCUCGCCGACCUAUUAAAUUUAAAUGCACUCAUACAGUAAAAGUGAAAUGACCAAUUAGAAAUUAUCCCACCCAUCCAGAGGGUUCUGGAAGACCAGGUUACUGAAGAUACAGAACAUUCUGGGUUUACUCUGUACUGGGAUACUAAGAUUGGGCAAGGAAUUAGCCGUGACCGCGAGUUUGUACAGAAUCCACUUUUUUUGGUGUACUGUAAAGCUAACUAGUAAAACCGGUAUCCUUUUAAAAAAAAACACAACCCAAAAGCCCUUGCAUACCUGCUCAGAUACACACACACACACACGCACACA